AAUAGGGGAAUAUAAAUGUUAACUUAUGUAAAAAUAAUUGUUUUUUUGUAUAAUUAAUUUGUUUUUGCGGCCCAGAAGCAUACUGUUUAGUAUUAUGAUAUUUGAGCAUAUCCUUGGGUUGCGAUAUUUUAGAAAUUUAUUUUUACAAAAGUUUGGGUCGCUCGAAAGAAAAGGUUGGGAACCACUGAUGUACUGUUUGAAAUUCUAUGCAGGCUGCCUGAAAUUGUGUUUAUGCUGUACAGAUGUUAUAUUUUAUUCAGGAUGCUGGGGAAGAAGUAGAAGUUUUAAACUCGAUAUUUGAGGGAGAUGAAGCAUUUACACAAAUCAGUGAUACCGAAUUUCAAUACAAGGUGGGAGAGGAUGGGUCAAUGAAAUCAUUUCUGAUCACCAUAAAAUGGCCUGAACAAUAUCCACAAAUCAAACCAGAUAUAAAUAUGGAUUCUUUCUACAACAAACAUAUAACCGAGGAUGUCAAACAAAGUAUCAUGGAGUCUGCUACCGAACAAGCUGAACUUUUGAUCGGGGAAGCAGCCACAUACACAAUUAUAGACUGGGCAAAAGAAAAUGCAGAAUUGUUAAUGGCGGAACAGCGUGAAGUUGUAACUAGGGAAGAAGGCAUAAGGAAUAGCGGUGAAAAUGCAGUUUCUAAGAAAAAAGAGAAGAAAGAACAAUUGACCAAAGCACAGAAGCGGAAAUUAGCAGACAGAUUAAAUGCAAGUGGUGAACGUGCCAGAGGUUGGAAUUGGGUAGAUGUUGUUAAACAUCUUUCCCAGACUGGACGAACGGAGAGCUGAUCUGACCCACAACUGAAAAGAAUCUAGCGUGACCUCACAAUAGGCACUGUGGCAGGUAAAUCAACAUCAUGAAAAGUGAUCUGCAUGCCAUGGGUAAUGUAAUACUUGACUGGAUGACGUGAACUACAGUGUAAUGAAGAACAGUAAACCAUUUUUGUGCUUAAACAUAGACUUCAGGUGGUCGUUUCAGUUUGCUGUGAUCGAUGUGGACACUCUGAUACAGCCUGUUGGAGAUGAAUCAUUUACAAAAAUUCAUAAUUUGAUUUUUUCCUACAAUUGCUUAUUUGGGUUACCUCAGUAAUGAGCAGAACCAAGUACAUUUUUUACUGUAUUUGUGCUCUCUUGCAGUUACUGAAAUAGUGUGAGGUUCAAUGUUAUGGUGGAGAAUUAAAAUUAUAUUAAUCGCGAGAGAUUGGU
Messenger RNA from Styela clava, 1211 nucleotides. RefSeq names its product RWD domain-containing protein 4-like. Gene Ontology annotation, molecular function: protein binding. The record is from RefSeq and is a predicted model, not a curated record. Lineage: Eukaryota; Metazoa; Chordata; Ascidiacea; Stolidobranchia; Styelidae.